AUGUGCGCCAUUGAAUGCUUCGCCCUGUGCUCACGUGCGGUGAACAUUCUUGCAGCCCUCACACCCAGAAAAGUCAUUCGGUCACUCGACAACAUUGGGACUCAUGCGGGCGGUGCCGUGCAGAUGUCCUUCUUUAUGGCGGUGGUGGCGCUGCAAUUUAUUAUUUUAUACGUCUUCGCCGUAUGGCGCUCCCCACUGUUCGGCCUCAAGGUCUCGUUUGCUGCCGGGUGGCUGUGCGCUUUCUUUACAGUGGCAACUUGUCACGUGUUUUUUUUUCGACUGGCUGAAUCCGCGACAGUGGCUACACCGGGAGGGCGGAUUUUGUGUCCCCCAUGUUUUCUGCUGUUGAAUAAGCCCGAGGUGACGGAGGGGAAGUCGGAGUUGCACACCCUCUGCACCUCCUCGUGCGUCGUCUGUGGCAUUCCUGUGUUGCUAAGCUUGCUGUUUGGCAUUGGGUUUCUCAUCAGCUGCGUCGUUGGCUUUGCGGUCGCGGUUUGCACAGCAGCCAUUCUUGCCUCCUUCCUCGUCACGUACCACGCGGAUUCCAUGCCGAAUGCACUCAACGGCAGCCUGCUUCAAGCCGCCAUCUGGAUUGCCAGCCUGGUGUGGAUCUUUGACUGCUACACCUUUAGCUUCCACAGCUACAGCAGCAUCUGGUGUGCCCCGGUUGCCAUAUCGUUAUUUGUGGCCGCCUGGUUCCUCGUCUUUUCCUUCGUUUGA
Molecule: messenger RNA, 720 nt
Organism: Trypanosoma rangeli
Lineage: Eukaryota; Euglenozoa; Kinetoplastea; Trypanosomatida; Trypanosomatidae
Exons: 1
Coding region: 1-720 (239 amino acids)
Source: RefSeq, a predicted model, not a curated record